Leucoraja erinaceus (little skate) is the source of this 895-nucleotide messenger RNA. It is a transcript of the gene tomm20a, whose product is annotated as translocase of outer mitochondrial membrane 20. The coding region runs from base 49 to 486 and encodes 145 amino acids. Gene Ontology annotation, biological process: protein targeting; tRNA import into mitochondrion; protein import into mitochondrial matrix. The transcript has 5 exons. Gene Ontology annotation, molecular function: transmembrane protein transporter activity. Gene Ontology annotation, cellular component: mitochondrial outer membrane; mitochondrial outer membrane translocase complex. The record is from RefSeq and is a predicted model, not a curated record. NCBI's taxonomy places the organism in Eukaryota, Metazoa, Chordata, Chondrichthyes, Rajiformes, Rajidae.
GGCGGGCGGCGCGGGGCCGUGGCGGGAGCUGGAGCGGGAGCGGGAGCGAUGGCGGGGAGGACGGGCGCCAUCGCGGCUGGGCUGUGCGGGGCGCUCUUCGUCGCCUACUGCAUCUACUUCGACCGCAAGCGGCGCAGCGACCCCGACUUCAGGAACCGGCUGCGGGAGCGAAGGAGGAAGCAGAAACUUGCCAGACAAAAGGCUGGGCUUUCACGGCUACCAGACCUGAAAGAUGCAGAAGCGGUGCAGAAGUUUUUCUUAGAAGAAAUCCAACUGGGUGAAGAGUUGCUGGCACAAGGUGACUACGAGAAGGGUGUGGACCACCUGACGAACGCUAUUGCUGUUUGUGGACAACCUCAGCAGCUCUUGCAGGUGCUGCAGCAAACCCUGCCUCCACCGGUCUUCCAGAUGCUGCUGACCAAACUGCCUACCAUCAGUCAGAGGAUCGUGACUGCACAGAGCCUGGUUGAAGAUGAUGUGGAGUGAGCUACCUAUGACAGGCCGGACCACAACAUGCAGACACAACCUCUAUCCCCCUCCCCCUUAAUUGUAUAUAUUUAGCGUAAGAUGGACUCUGGAUUGAAACUGGGAAAUUUAAAUGUGGUCCUCUUCACUAGAAGUUCCUGUAGCAUCACGUUAUUUAUUGUGCCAGUGUGCCGGCUAUAUUUCGAUACUACGUUGAUGGAUCUUGUGUUGCGGUUAUAAUGCUGACAGUGAAGUUUUUUUCUCAGCUUAACUGUGUUGGGAACGUACUGAUGCAGAAUGUGUUGGGGUUGACAACAGGAACCUUCUUUCCUUGCACAUCUGGAUCUCAAAACCAGAGCUCCACAUCUGUCUGACUUAAAAUGAAUGCUGAUCAUCUAAAGAGAUUUUUAAUAAAGUUAUUAAACUUGAA